AUGGUCCUGUUCAAGGGCAACUCUACAAAUAAAGACAACUCGAGCAGCAACGAAGUUGUUCCCUUUCACGAAACUCAGGGAAAUGAGCACGCCCAGCUUUUAGAAGAAGCUAAACUUAAGGACAAACUACUCUUGGCAAGAGUAGCAUUACAAAAGGCCGAGAAAGCUUACACAAAUCAUCGACGCUGCUAUAAGGAUGAAUUCAGCAAAUUCGCUCGAAGGCAUGCCACUCUACCAGCGGCAGAGCUGGCCCCUAUGUUUGGUCCACUCUGGGUACAACAAGGUCAAAAGCUAACAUGCGAAUUACGCGACGCUGAAAAAGCGUUCGAGGAGGCAGAAGAGCAUGUACUAAAUGCGAGUCUUUUCACGACUUCUGAAUCUCUUGUCGACCCAGCCGCGAAUCUGUAUCUAUCUGAGGGUGAUCUCGAGGCGCUUAAUGCCAACCAUGACAAUAACCAUAUUAUGAAGUGGCUCUCCAUAAAAGAUGGUAUGGUCACUCCACCAUCUUGCCACACUACAACGACAUUUGACGAUGAAAGCCCUACCAACGACGGGGUCGAUGCAAAGUGUGCAAUCAGCCGAAAAGACAGGAUCGAAAGCGCAAUAGAUCAGCGAUUGUUAGCAUCUUCGCAUGAGGCAACGUUUGACAUGAGCGCCAAUACUUUGCACUCUGAAUCGCAAGGCGAGGAAAUAGCGAAUGAUAUACUCGGACGUAAUUCCGUCGCAAAAGAUGCCCUCGGGGAAAAAGCCGACUGCAACAAGCGUAAAGUGAACGACCAAUGCAACACAUCUUCCAAUGGAGAGUCCGACACAAACAAUAUGGCUUCCUCAUGGUCCAGAAAACGCAAAUUCUGGGAUAACGUACAGAUAUACAAUAGUCGGAGUGCUGUUGCGGAAGGCAAAAAUGCCAUUGGAGCGAAAGGUGUGGUGCGCGUAAUAAAUCUAGAGAUUUGA
Molecule: messenger RNA, 954 nt
Organism: Alternaria arborescens
Lineage: Eukaryota; Fungi; Ascomycota; Dothideomycetes; Pleosporales; Pleosporaceae
Exons: 2
Coding region: 1-954 (317 amino acids)
Source: RefSeq, a predicted model, not a curated record